Molecule: messenger RNA, 5958 nt
Organism: Dreissena polymorpha
Lineage: Eukaryota; Metazoa; Mollusca; Bivalvia; Myida; Dreissenidae
Product: MATH and LRR domain-containing protein PFE0570w-like
Exons: 5
Coding region: 1-5958 (1985 amino acids)
Source: RefSeq, a predicted model, not a curated record
AUGGCAGAUGAACAGAUAGAUAGACAGAAAGGAGCACACUUCGGAUUCAAACGAAUGGCGCGCGGGAAACAAUACCGACACCGACAGUCCUCCGACGAGAACCACCGAUCAACUACAAUGAAGGAUGAUGAGUCUAGAAAAACAGACUCCAAAGACCAUAAUAAUGAUGUAUCAAUAGAAAAAACUCUUGAAGAGACAACCCAUUGCGAUGACCAAGCUGUUGCUGAUGAUUCAUAUUCAAGAGAUUUCGAUCAAUUGGAUGAACGUUCAGACAAUGUUGAUAAUGAAACUAACAGGACUAUAACUCCGUCACUGGAUUAUCAGUUGAAUGCAACAAAAGAGCAUCAAACAUCCAUUCCUGCAAACACAAAUGAAGAAAUUAAAGUCGAUUUAACACCACGGGGAAGACCUGUUAAGCUGGCACCACUUGAUCUUAAAACGAUGUCAAACAGUAAUGAAUCAAAAUCGAAAAUAACGCCAAGAUCUAAAAAGUCUUCCAAGACCAAAUCCAAAGAUUCGGUUCGCCGCAAUUUGAAUUUGGAAGACGGCAUGUCAACAUCUUCAAGUGUUUCGGGCGAAUCUUCUCUUUCCAGCGCACGGUCAUCAAAUACGUCAACGCCUAGAAAAGAGAUGGCACAGAAGAAACUUCGAAAGGAGCUGAAAGCAAGAACACCGCGAAAAUACGAAAACAAAGUGUAUUAUGUUGUUGGAACAAACGAAACAGGAGGAAAGUGGGCGAAGAAAUCAGACAUUAAACAAGAAGGUAAAGCAGAUCCAAAUGAAGAUAAAAAAAUAAGUCUCGACGAUGUAAAGCAUGAGGACGAGAACGAAGGAAAUUCAGAUAGUAUGAAUUAUUCAGUCAACAUUCCAAAGCUUCAAUUAAACGAAAUAACGAAAUCAGAAGUCGGGGCACAAACUAAAAAGUUACAUAAUGACGAAAUAAUUGUAGACAAAAAUUCAUCUUACGAGGGUGUUUCCCAAGACAGCGAUAUAGUUGAUGCGCUAGCAAAAAUGGAACGAGUCAGUAAUCCUAUAUCAUGUCAGAGACAACCAAUACUGUCUGACCAUGAUGGAAACGAUAAUAAGGUAGCCGAUGAGAACGACUAUGAUGAUGAUUUCGAAGAGGACGAUACUGAUAUCGAUCAAAGUGGGGUACAGAAACAAACAGAAAAAGACAAUCAAACCAGCGACAAAAAGCACGAUCACUCAUUAGAAGCAAAUACAAAACUUGAUGACAACGACCAAGAAAACGAUCUCAAGAAAAUUACAAGUCAUUAUCGCCCGGCAAUAGAUGAAGUGGCGGUGAAAUCAAAACAGAAACAAAAUGAACUUAAGACGAUGAACGUUGCCAAUGACUCCGAUCUUAAAGUACAUGUUGUUAGCUCAGAUGAUAAACAGUCCAACUAUAGAAUAGGAUCGCUUGUCAUUUCCCAUUCCACAAUAAAUACACUUGUUAUUUCUAAAGAUAGCCGUUUUGGAAUUGAUGAGACACAACUAGGAAAAUCAAAGGAAAAUAUCAAUAGUGUUGACUCAAGAGACAGGAUUAUGCGACCAAAGUCCGACAGAAGUACAAAAGAAACACUAGAAACAGAAAUGUUAACACCAAAAGAAACUAAGACAACGACUAAAGGAAAUUCUGAAUUGAACGAACACGUAAAUGUAAAGACGGCGUUGAGUGGCGCUGCAGAGAAAACUGUGUUUGAAGAAAAAUCAGCAUUUUCCGAAAAAAGACUCAAAGAAGAGGUACCGGAUAGCGACAUUGAACGUCUUGGUGCUAAUUUCGAAAUUAACCAUAAAGAAAUGAAACACGAUAAAGAACAAACAGAGUCAGCGGUAACAGGGAUACAAGAUGAAAACGAUGCUACACAACCGGAAUACCCAGUGGAUAAUAUACUGGAAAUUAAGGAAGAAACUGAUUUACCUGAACAGAUUGAUGGAAUAUAUUCAAAGAAACCGGAUUUUUCAGAUCAAACAAUGUCAAAAGAUAAUAGAGAAAACCUCACUGACACUGAAGCUAAACUAAUGGACAGAAAUAUAACUGACACAAUCAAUGAAGUGGAGCAUGUGAAAAGCGCUAGUACCGAUGAUAAAGAAAUUACAUCCGGACAAGAUAUGCAAAUGACCACAGUUGAAAAAGAAAAGACAGAUAAUGAUAUCCCCAACAUUAGCGUAGCAGAAACCGUUCAUGAAACGAUUGCAUAUGAACAUGAAACUAAAACAGAUAUAAAACUACAUGCCACUAAAGACGCACAAACUAGCAAUGAAAUAUCGACAGGAACCGAAGUUGCAGAAUUAUCAACUCUGAACACCGAACGAAAUGAUGACAAAAACUAUGACAUUACGUUCGAUAAAGAACAUCAGACUGAGCCGUUCUUACCUAAAGCUUUUACGGAAGAUUUGGAACAUGUAAAAUACAUAGGUACCCAAGAUAAUAAUCUUGCCGCCGAUUAUAAUAUUCACACGUUCUCAGUAGAGGAAGACGAUUAUAAUCGCUCCACUUUAAGAGAAGCCGAAACCGUACCGGAAAAAUUGACCGAGGAUACACAGAAACAUGACACUGCUGCAGAUGCAAAUGAACAUGCCACUAAAGAUGCACAUAUCAGCAAUAAAGAAGCGAUAGAAACCAAGGUUGCAGAAGUAGCAAAUGUGAAAACAACUGACGUAAAGCACAAUGAUACGACGUUUGAUACUGACCGCCAGUUUGCAACUAUCUUAAUAAAAGAAGGUCAAGAAGAGAGCGAUCACUUUAAAGACACUACAGUAGAUCAGGCUGUUGUACAGGUCACUGAAGUUAUAAGUGGUGAUUUGGCACAUAUGGAAGGCGGAGGUACUGAUGUAAAGGAAUUCAAUAGCAUACCUGUGGUUGAACUGGACAUCCACUUGUCUACAGUGGAAGAAAAUAAAGAGGAAAUAAAUGUUAGCAAUGAACAUGAGUUAGAAAGUGUCGUUUAUGGCAUGGAUGAUGUUCCUAAUAUUAAAGAUAAAUAUAAAACAGACACACCUAUGCAAGACAGUAAACAGAACACAAACGAGAAAACAAGUUUAAGUGGGGAUUUUGAAAAUGUUAGAGAAGACGGCAUCAGUGAUAAGAAAAUUAACACAAUAUAUGAGACCGAAAAUGACAUGCACACGCCCUCCGUGGACGAAGAAAUUGCAGACAAUAAUGUCCACACCGACAGUGUAGCUGAAACUAUAACUGAUUCGCCAAAUGAGGUUUGUAAUGCAUUCGAGCAACUAAAGAAUGAAUCGAAAACAGAUUCUACAGAACGAGCAAACACAAGCAAUCAUGACCAUGCCAACGAAAAUAAAGCUUCUGAAUUAAACAAUAUGAAAGUCGAAACAAACAACGAGAACGAUAAUGAUUUACAAAUGACCCCGGUAGAAAAAGAACCAACAGAUAAAGAUCUCCAUAGUAAUACUCAAGUAGAAACCGUUACUGAAAUAAUAGAAAAUAAUAAACCGGAACUUGAAACUAAAGCAGAUGCAAAUAAACAUGCCACUAAUGACACACAUAUAAGCAAUGACGAAGCAAAAGAAACCGAAGUUGCAGAAGUAGCAAAUGUGGAAACAACUAAUGUAAAGCACAAUAAUACGACGUUUGAUACUGAGCGCAAGUUGGAAACUAUAUUAAUAAAAGAAGAUCAAGAACAGAGCGAUCACUUUAAAGACACUACAGUAGAACAGGCUGUUGAACAGGUCACUGAAGUUAUUAGUGGUGAUUUGGCAAAUAUGAAAGGCGAGGGUACUGAUGUUAACGAAUUAAAUAGCAUGCCUGGGGUUGAACUUUACAUCCACUUGUUCCCAGUGGAAGGAUAUAAAGAGGAAAUAAAUGUUAGCAAUCAACACAAGUCGGAAAAUGUCGUUUAUGGCAUGGGUGAUGUUCCUAAUAUUAAAGAUAAAUAUAAAACAGACAAACCUAUGCAAGACAGUGAACAGAACACAUAUGAGAAAGGAAGUUUAAGUGGGGAUAUCGAAAAUGUUAAAGAUGACGGCAUCAUUGAUAAGAAAAUUGACAGAAUAUGUGAGACCGACAAUGACAUGCAAACACCCUUUGUGGACGAAGAAAUUGCAGACAAUAAUUUCCGCACCAACAGUGAAGCAGAAACCAUAACUGAUUCGCCAAAUGAGGUUUCUAAUAAUAUUGCAUUCGCGCAACUAACGAAUGAAUCGAAAACAGAUUCAAAUGAACGAGGAAACACAAACGAUUAUGACCAUGACAACGAAAAUAAAGCUUCUGAAUUAAACAAUAUGAAAGUCGAAACAAACAAUGAAAACGAACAUGAUUUACACAUGACCUCGGAAGAAAAAGAACCAAAAGAUAAAGAUCUUCCCACCAAUAGUCAAGUAGAAACCGUUACUGAAAUGAUAGAAGAUAAUACACCAGAGCUUGAAACUAAAGCAGAUGCAAAUGAAGAUGCCACCACUGACACACAUAUCAGCAAUGAAGAGGCAAAAGAGACCGAAGUUGAUGAAGCAGAAAAUAGGAAAACAAAUGAUGUAAAGCACAAUGAUACGACGUUAGAUACGGAGCGCAAAUUAGCAACUAUAUUAAUAAAAGAAGGUCAAGAAGAGAGCGAUCACUUUAAAGACACUAAAGUAGAACAGGCUGUUGAACAGGUCAAUGAAACUAUUAGUGGUGAUUCGGCAAAUAUGAAAGGCGAAGGUAAUGAUGUAAAGGAAUUCACUAGCAUACCUGUGUUUGAACUUGACAUCCACUUGUCCUCAGUGGAAGAAUAUAAAGAGGAAUUAAAUGUAAGCAAUAAACACGAGUCGGAAAAUGUCGUUUAUGGCAUGGAUGAUGUUCCUUAUAUUAAAGAUAAAUCUAAAACAGACACACCUAUGCAAGACAGUGAACAGAUCACAAAUGAGAAAUCAAGUUUUCGUGGGGUUGUACAAAAUGUUAAAGAAGACGGCAUCAAUGAUAAGAAAAUUGACACAAUAUUUGAGACCGACAAUGACAUGCAAACACCCUUUGUGGACGAAGAAAUUGCAGACAAUAAUUUCCGCACCAACAGUGAAGCAGAAACCAUAACUGAUUCGCCAAUUGAGGUUUCUAAUGAUAUUGCAUUCGCGCAACUAACUAAUGAAUCGAAAACGGAUUCAAAUGAACGAGCAAACACAAGCGAUUAUGAUCAUGACAACAAAAAUAAAGCUUCUGAAUUAAACAAUAUGAAAGUCGAAACAAACAAUGAAAACGAACAUGAUUUACAAAUGACCGCGGUAGAAAAAGAACCAAAAGAUAAAGAUCUUCCCACCAAUAGUCAAGUAAAAACCGUUACUGAAAUGAUAGAAGAUAAUACACCGGAGCUUGAAACUAAAGCAGAUGCAAAUGAAGAUGCCACCAAUGACACACAUAUCAGCAAUGAAGAGGCGAAAGAAACCGAAGUUGCUGGAGUAGCAAAUGUGGAGACAACUUAUGUAAAGCACAAUGAUACGACGUUAGAUACGGAGCGCAAAUUGGCAACUAUAUUAAUAAAAGAAGGUCAAGAAGAGAGCGAUCAAUUUAAAGACACUGAAGUAGAACAGGCUGGUGAACAGGUCACUGAAACUAUUAGUGGUGAUUCGGCAAAUAUGAAAGGCGAAGGUAAUGAUGUAAAGGAAGUCACUAGCAUACCUGUGUUUGAACUUGACAUCCACGUGUCCUCAGUGGAAGAAUAUAAAGAGGAAAGAAAUGUAAGCAAUAAACACGAGUCGGAAAAUGUCGUUUAUGGCAUGGAUGAUGUUCCUUAUAGUAAAGAUAAAUCUAAAACAGACACACCUAUGCAAGAUAGUGAACAGAAAACAAAUGAGAAAGCAAGUUUUAGUGGGGUUGUAGAAAAUGUUAAAGAAGACGACAUCAAUGAUAAGAAAAUUGACACAAUAUGUGAGACCGACAAUGACAUGCAAUCGCCCUCUGUGGAAGUAGACAUUGCAGACAAUAAUUUUCCACACCAACAGCGAAGCAGAAACCAUAACUGA